Messenger RNA from Clarias gariepinus (North African catfish), 2570 nucleotides. RefSeq names its product mediator complex subunit 30 (gene med30). The transcript has 5 exons. The coding region runs from base 199 to 714 and encodes 171 amino acids. Gene Ontology annotation, cellular component: mediator complex. Lineage: Eukaryota; Metazoa; Chordata; Actinopteri; Siluriformes; Clariidae. The record is from RefSeq and is a predicted model, not a curated record. Gene Ontology annotation, molecular function: transcription coregulator activity. Gene Ontology annotation, biological process: positive regulation of DNA-templated transcription.
AGCAGUAGCGUUACAGGUAAUUGUCUGUAAGUAAACAUAGUAAGUUUGGUUUGUAAAUGUAGCAUUAAUGUGACGUUUUGCGCCUUUUACUCAUUAAGUUUGCCUUAAGCCAGAUGGAGUUUCUAUACAACCGACAGGGCAUGAGACUGUGUGACCCUGAGUAGCUCCUGCUCCAGCACUUCUCUCCUUUCUGACCUCAUGACCACCCCACCGCUCGGGCAGUUCCCUGCUCAGCAGGCGCAAGCAGCACGGGAUGUAAACACAGCCUCGCUGUGUCGCAUCGGACAGGAAACUGUGCAGGACAUAGUUUUGAGAACCAUGGAGAUCUUUCAGCUGCUUCGAAACAUGCAGCUACCGAACGGGGUCACGUACCAUCCUAACACGCAUCAGGACCGGCUCGGGAAGCUGCAGGAGCACCUGCGCAUGCUGUCCGUCCUCUUCCGCAAACUGCGCCUGGUCUUUGACAAAUGCAACGAGAACUGCGCUGGUCUAGAGCCCAUUCCUCCUGAGCAACUCAUCCCCUACGUGGAGGACGACAGCUCCAAACUAGACGAGCGCGUAGCCAGUCAGAUGCGUUCAUCCAGUGAAGACAGGAGAGAAGUCCUUGAGGUGAACAAGAAACUUAAACAAAAGAACCAGCAACUGAAGCAGAUAAUGGAUCAGCUCAGAAACCUCAUCUGGGAGAUCAACUCCAUGCUGGCUGUGAGGAGCUAAAAACACACACACACACUCAUAUACGCAUACUAGCUCGCUCACGGCCCACUCGCAAGACCUACUAUUGUCUACACACAUUGCAUUAAUGAGAUGUGUUUUCACUGAGCGUGAAGUGGAAAGAUAGCAGAGACAGAUGAAAGGUACUGGGGUGAAAAAUUGCACGAGGGAAGGAGGAAAAAGAAACGACAGAGUGAAAUGGAGUAAAUUUUUUUCACUGCUCGUUCGUGCCACACGGUUGAGCAAGGAUUCAGUUUAUCUGCCUUAAAUUCGAUUUCCAGCGUGAACAUUUCAAAGACAGGCGCAUCUCUUAUUCGCUGUAAUGAAUUUCAUUCUUAAUUGUAUUCCAAAUAUUUGUAAAGCUAAAAGGAUAAAAUGAAAAAAACGGACUUUUUAUUAAAUUAAACCUUUCAUAGUAUAAUAUGUAGCAAGACUAUAUGUUACAGUAAGUAAGUAAUAUAUGUUACAGUAUAUUGCAAUGUUUUAAUUUGUAUUCAAUGCAAACCCUAUGUAAUGCCAGAAAUUCUGGCAGCUUUAUAUUGCAUAAUUAGUAAACACUAUUAUAAAUAGUGCUUUAAAAAAACAUUUUUUUAAAAUUUGUAUUUAUGAUCUGCUGAUUUGAUUGAAAUUGAGUUUUUUUUCCCCCCAUAUAAUAUAAUUUAAAAAAUAUUUUUUUCCCACAUAUAUAUGUGUAGCAUAAAUAAAGGCAAAAGUGUCACACUUCAGAGGCACAAAAAAAAUAGUUUUUGUCUUGAAUUUUAAGUAGUAAUUUUAAACAGGCUAAAGCCUGUUUUUUUGUUUGUUUCUGAGACGCAUUGCAAAACAGUUUGGAGUGUUUAGACUUUCAGCACGAUCAAACAAGGAGGUGGGAAGAACAUACACCUGGGUCCAUAAGUAUUUGGACAGUGUCAGAUGCAAUCAGUGGAAACUUUUAUUUAUUUAUUUUAACAUUAACCACUUUUUUCCCCACAGAAAAAAGAAUAAAGUCCCUCCAUUUUAAAGGCUCAAAAGUAUUCAGACACUUGCUUGAUGAGACAUUUCAUGGCCCAUUUCUUAAUCAUUUUAUGACAAAAAAGUAGUGAUAAGUUCUGGUGUUCAAAGAAACUCUUAAUAAACAGUUACUGUUAUGCUAUUACUACUGUCUAUUCCAAAAUAAUUGCUGCUUAUUGAUUUUCUUUAGGCGGCACGGUGGCUUAGUGGUUAACACUGUCGUCCUUGCACCUCCAGGAUCCAGGUUCUAUUCCCGGCUAAGUUCAAGUGGGUGCCUCAGCUUGGUCUGUUUCCUCCGGGUGCUCCGGUUUCCUCCCGCAUUGCAAAGACAUGCAAAGACAGAUUAGUUUAUUUAGCGUUAUCAAAAUGACGGCAAAUAAUAAUAAUCAAAAUGCCUAAGUGUGUGUGUGUGCUCUGCGAUGGAUUUGCACCCGGAAAACGGAGUACGUGGAAGAAACCCACCAAGCACAGGGAGACCAUACAUACAAACUCCAUGCACACAGACCCUGAGGCAGGAAUAGAACCCUCAGCCCUGGAGGUGCACUACAGUAAUGACCACUAAGCCACUGUGCUGCCUACCGCAAAUGCAAGCAAAUAUAAAUUAAUGAUAAAUUUCAAAAAGAUAGAUUUGGAGUCAGUGAACUGAAAAAAAAUAAAUCACGUUAUGUUUUUUUUCCCAUCAUUAUGAUUCAUUAUAAGCCACACCACCUGUGUUUGAGGAGAAGGCGUGCGAUAUCCCACUGGCAUUGCUGUGCAUGAGAACGGGCAACAUUCCAACCUACGUGCUUUGCCAGAAGUGUCAAAAGUAUUAACAAAUCACAAUGCAACAAAUCAAUCAACAAAAUAAAACACACUCGUCUACCAUCAAA